This is a messenger RNA of Peniophora sp. CBMAI 1063, 342 nucleotides long. The record is from the annotation of a GenBank genome assembly. NCBI's taxonomy places the organism in Eukaryota, Fungi, Basidiomycota, Agaricomycetes, Russulales, Peniophoraceae.
AUGUGGCCAUCGACCUGCUCUUCCUUCGGUUUGCACAAAGUUGGGCUUGAUCACGAUCGGUUUACCGAGCAGCUUCUUUCGUUCCCAGAAGCCCCAGAGAACUCCGUGCCCGGGCAUCGACCUUUUCGAUGCUGUGUUCUACUCGUAUGCGGUACUGUGUAUAUCGGGUCCUCUUCUCCCGACGGAAGACGGAUGAAGAUAUCCCAGUGGACAUCCUCCUCCACACCGGACUACUGGCGGUUUUUCGGCCCUAUUACAUCUCCAUCUCAUUCGUUCUGCCGAGGAAAGGUGGACAAGGCUCAAGCGCAUCCUUGCAGCUGCACCACAGUGUUCGUACAGUAA